Messenger RNA from Colossoma macropomum (tambaqui), 2583 nucleotides. Its product is annotated as EF-hand calcium-binding domain-containing protein 6. Gene Ontology annotation, cellular component: nucleoplasm. The transcript has 17 exons. Gene Ontology annotation, molecular function: calcium ion binding. Bases 1 to 2583 code for a protein of 860 amino acids. NCBI's taxonomy places the organism in Eukaryota, Metazoa, Chordata, Actinopteri, Characiformes, Serrasalmidae. The record is from RefSeq and is a predicted model, not a curated record.
AUGGCCACCCGAGCGUCCUCAGUUGCCCGGAUGUGGCUCCCAGCCAUCCAGCAUCCUUCAUCCAGACUGGCACACCCAGACAACAUUUCGGUCAGCGGCUGCAGCACAUGGGCACCGUCCACCCCUCUGUCCCUGGUCAGUGGGAGCCUGGACUCUCCGUUCCGGAGCCAGAGCGUGGUGAGGGACUUCCGUUUUGGGAUGGAGAAGGGUCCCGCGGCGCGUGAGAACCAGGGUGGCCACAUGCACAGAACAGAGUUGCCCGUGCUGGGCCAGAAGGGGGCAGCAGAGGGUCGUGCCAUGAGUCGAGUCUCAGACAGCACAUCAUCCAUCUUUACUGAACCACAGCUAAAAGAACAAGUAGAUCAGCUGGAGGACAGUUUAAAGGAGCGGAUUCAAAGCACAGGAGCUCUCACACUCAAAACAAUGUUCAAAAAUAACCACCCUGAAGGCAAACCCGUGGCCAACAGUCUGCAGCUGUCUGACAGAGCUCUCAUUUCAUUUGAUGAGUUAUACAAUGCUCUGAGAGGUCCUGACUCGUUCACCACGCUAAGCCUCCCAAUGACCUUGAUGCUGCUCCGUGGAGCCACUCGCAACAGAUUUCUUGAGUGUGUGGAAAACCUCACAGAUAAAGAGUUGCGCAGCCAGAGUUGGAUAUCUGCCUCCCAACUGAGGGACAUUCUGGAUAAACUGAAGCUUCGUCUGCGCAACUCUGAAUUCGAGCAGUUAUGGAAACGGUUGGACACAAAUGGGAUUGGAGCCGUGAAACUCAGUGUACUACUGCAGAAACUGGGACUGGACAAGAGAAGUAACCUACACACUUCAAACAAGAACAACAAGUGCUCCUCACCGUCCAAAGCUCAGGACAACAACAUCCCGGAUACGCCACCCUCAAAGGCAGAGGAGGAGUGUCAGGCAUCCAUUGCCAUGGAAACGUGGCUGAAGGACAGGUUCAGGGCGGGCGUUCAGAGGAUGAAGGCAGAGUUUGAUAAGCGGGACCCAGAUGGAUGUGGAAAGGUGAGCAGUGAAGAUUUCCUACAGGUGCUGGCAACAUUUGACCUGCAGCUGAAGAGAGAGCACCUGGGGCUCUUCCUCUCCCGCUGCGGUGUGGAGCUCCGGAAGGGCGGUGUGGACUACACACGUUUCCUCCGCAGAUUUCAGGACCGAAGCCAAGACGGCAUCACACACAGGAUCAUCUCUAACCCCCAACACCGGUUUCACUCCACGGAGGACAUCCGUCACAGCUCCUCUGUGACUGAAGUAGAAGCCAAACUCACUCGCCUCUUGCACGCUGAGUAUCUCUCUCUCUUAGAAACCUUUCAGAAGACUGAUAAGCUCAAUAAGGGGAUCAUUAGUCAAGAGGAGUUCAGGGCAGCUGUGGAGAACAGGUUUGGACUGGUGAUUUCCGACAGAGAGUUUGAACAGCUGGUGGACAGGCUGCCCCUUGACCGUCUCGGAAAUGUGCUGUAUGGCGUUUUUAUGGCAGCGUUUGACACAAGAAAAGGAGUUCCUAGCCUCUUUGAAGCUGGCAAGACUGCUGGACAUCCUGAUUUCUCAGAGGAAGGCCCAGAAGAGGAAGAGGAGAAAAACAUGGUGGGAAAAGAUCGGAGUGUCAGUGAGCUCUCCAGGCUGAUCAGGAGGAUUGUAGCCCAGCAGUACAGAGACGUGGUGAGGGAGUUUGAGGAGCUGGAUGAGAAAAACACCAGAAGACUCACUCAGGAGGACAUGUACCAACUGCUCAGGAGGUUUCCAGUGCAGCCUGAGAUAACCCGCGGUGAGGUCCGGCGCUUAUGGUCAUCACUACUCACCAGGCAGGAUGGCACGGUAGAAUUUGAGCACUUUGUCCGCCAUUUUGGCCCCUCCCCCACUUCCCGUCGUUACCCCAAUGCCAAGCGCUGCCCACCGAAACGUGGAGACAAUGACCUCAUGCGCCUCUCCAACAAGCUCAGCUAUGUGUCUGAUAUCCUGGUGGAUGCUCUCAGGGCCAAGGUGGAACUCUCAGUAGCAGAGCUGUGGGCUGAAUUCUCCAGUAUGGACGUAUCUGGUACCGGUUUUGUGAGUCGUGAAGAGUUUAAAGAAGUCUUAAUGAGUCUCUGUGUACAUCUCAGCCCGUAUGAAUGUGAGGUACUGGCCAACAAGUUCGACAUGAACCAUGAUGGCAGAGUGUCUUACAGGGAGUUCCUUAGGCCGUUUGCUUCCCAAGAACAGGCGUGGAGGAGUGGUUUCAACAUGGCUGCUGCUCUGCAGUCACACAGAGAGAGUGGUGAUUUGCCUAGGAAUAUGGAAAAUGUUUCUAUGGAAACCCUGAGUACCAAGAUCAGGAAGAAGCUCAACAGAAAGAAGAGGGCUGUCCGUAAGGCCUGCUUGCGAUUGGAUGUCUCCAGUUCUGGUCACCUUUCUGCAGCAGAGCUGGCCACAGUCCUGCAGCUGUGUGGAGUGUGUGACACUCCAGAAGAGCUCGGGAGUGUGUUCUCAGUACUUACCACAGACCCGACAGGACGUCUGGACUACCGUCCACUGCUUCUCAUGACGGCCCAGAAUGACCAGCAGCACCUCCUACACCAGGCCAGCCACAGAAGCAUGUAG